Molecule: messenger RNA, 1209 nt
Organism: Aspergillus caelatus
Lineage: Eukaryota; Fungi; Ascomycota; Eurotiomycetes; Eurotiales; Aspergillaceae
Gene: sod4
Product: mitochondrial 37S ribosomal protein mS42
Exons: 4
Coding region: 145-1041 (298 amino acids)
Biological process (GO): superoxide metabolic process
Molecular function (GO): metal ion binding; superoxide dismutase activity
Source: RefSeq, a predicted model, not a curated record
AUUGGAUGGUGGACGGGGCUGGCUUACUUCAUCGGCGCUAGUCCCGAAGUAGUAAUGUCCAAUCUUUGCCCGGCGAUGGAAAUUCUGCGGUUUUGCUGCUACUUCUCAGUGAGCAUCUAAACUCGUCAAUUGCCAACCAUCAUCAUGCUUCCCCGACUCCUCCGGCCGCAGAGCACGCUGCGUGCUGUUUCCUCCCUCACACAGAAACCCGCCUCCGCUCUCCCACGCUUCCAGACUCGCGGACUGCAUCGUGUGCCUCAGUUGACUCACGAUACCUACUUCAAGAACAAUGGAAUUCCAGAGCUUUUAUCACCAGAGGCCUUCGACUUCGCUUGGACACAAUACCAGACCCUUUUGAUUGACAAGUUGAAUCUUCUUACACAGGAUACCGUCGACGCGGAUGCGAAGCCUGGAGAACUGCUGGUCAAGUACUCCCGGCGCCCAGAGAUGGCCUCCGUAUUCAACUACGCCUCUAUGGCUCAUAACAACCAUUUCUUCUUCAACUGCUUGUCGCCCACCCCUACUCAGAUCCCGGACAAGUUCGCCAAAGACAUCGUUGAUACCUGCUCCUCGAUCGAAUCCCUGAAGCUCGACUUCCUUGCAACUGCCAAUGCUAUGUUUGGCCCCGGAUUUGUGUGGCUGGCCAAGAACCUCGAGAGGGAAGGAUUGAUGCACAUCUUCUGCACCUACAAUGCAGGCUCCCCUUACCCGGCCGCUCACUCCCGCCGGCAGCCCGUUGAUAUGGCUACGCACUCCCCCGACGCUCCAUUGGGCAACCAGUUUGCUGGUGCGAUGGGCGCUCACUCCGCGAACCAGAAGAGCCUGGCUCCUGGUGCCGUCGAUGUCCAGCCCAUUCUCUGUGUCAACACGUGGGAGCAUGUAUGGAUGAUGGACUACGGCAUUGGUGGAAAGGCUGAAUACCUCGAGCGCUGGUGGGAUCGCAUUAACUGGGAAGUUGUGUUCGAUAACUACAACGCGGUCAGCUCGAUGAAGGGCACACGGCAUGCGGCCAACCGGAACCGCAGCCUGAGCAUGCUAUGAAGGAAAAAUAUUCUACAGAGCGGAUACAUAUGUGGUUCCCCUCCUUUCAUGUCUUGAUAAUUGUAUUAUAUACUACAUGGUUUGGCUGUUCAGGGUUUCUUUAUAUCUGGGUCUAAUUGUACAGCGAAUUGAUCGCAAAAUAGGAAAAAAAGAAUGAGACUCAAAUUA